Molecule: messenger RNA, 1077 nt
Organism: Psilocybe cubensis
Lineage: Eukaryota; Fungi; Basidiomycota; Agaricomycetes; Agaricales; Agrocybaceae
Exons: 1
Coding region: 1-1077 (358 amino acids)
Molecular function (GO): oxidoreductase activity, acting on NAD(P)H
Source: RefSeq, a predicted model, not a curated record
AUGUCUUCCUCCUCAGCCCAAACUCAACACCUUGCAGCCAUUUUGACUUCUAAGGGCUCGCCAUUCGAUAUCGCAUAUCGUACAACGCCGACACCAGGACCAGACGAAGUUCUCGUUGAAGUCAAGGCCAUAGCCAUAAAUCCCAUUGACGCCUACCAAAGGCUUAGCGGCUUCGUCAUCGAUUCAUACCCAGCAGUUAUCGGCUCAGACGUAGGCGGCGUCAUUAUCGCCGCUGGAAUAAAUGUAUCUACAGACCUCCAGCCAGGGACACGUGUAUCUGCAUUCGCACCGUGUUUCUUUAGGCGAGGCGCGCCAGACUACGGCGCCUUCCAGGAGCGCGUGCUGAUUCCGGCUAGCAAUGUGGCGCUGUUGCCCGAGAAAAUAAGCUUUAAGGAGGCGAGCUUGUUCCCGAUGGCGGUGGGGACGGCAUGGGCGGGACUACAAGUUGUCGGCAUUCCACGAGAUGCAGAGUACAAACAGGAGGAUAAAAAGGUUUUGUUGAUUUGGGGAGGUGCAAGCAGCAUUGGAAGCGCUGUCAUUCAAGUCGCCAAAUCACUCGGGUUCAUCACUUACGUCACUGCAAGCGAGAACCACCACGAUUACAUGAAAGAAUUAGGCGCCGACAAAGUGUUUGAUUACAAGGCUGAAGACACGGUCGACGCAAUCGUCAAGUCUGCCCGCGAAGACGGAGUAAAAAUACAAUAUGCUUAUGAAGCAUCUGGUAGAGCGGUCAAGGACGCGUUUGAGGUGCUCAAGAAAGCCAAAGGAAAAGAUAUUGCUAAACUGGCAUCGGCGGCACCACUGAGGCCAGAUUGCCCCACUGCUGAAGGAAUCGAGGUCAAGUUUGUUGCAGUCCCGACAGAUGUUGGUGCUCGAAGAGAGUUCUCCAGCUUUGUGUAUCGGGAUUGGUUAACAAAGAAAUUGGCCGACGGAGAGUUCGUACCUAGUCCAAGGAUUAAAGUCGUCGGAAAGGGGCUGGAAUCAUUGCAAAAGGGUCUAGAUGAAUGGAGUCAAGGUGUCAGUGGGGUCAAGCUCGUGGUUGAUUUGGAAGUCAACAAUGCUUAUGAGCAUUCGUAG